This is a messenger RNA of Emiliania huxleyi CCMP1516, 744 nucleotides long. RefSeq lists its product as hypothetical. NCBI's taxonomy places the organism in Eukaryota, Haptophyta, Isochrysidales, Noelaerhabdaceae. The transcript has a single exon. The record is from RefSeq and is a predicted model, not a curated record. Bases 1 to 744 code for a protein of 247 amino acids.
AUGCAGGACGGGUCUGGGGCUGCCCUCGGCAAUGCCGUGACGCGUGCGGUUGACUCUUUGAGCACGGCACUCAAUACGGAGAAGGCCGAGCAUGCCAAGACUAAGACGGAGCUUGAAAGGACCAAGGCUAAGCUUGCGGAGAGGGAGACGGAGCUUCGUCAGGUUCAGGCCCAGCUUGCAGCGGAGACGGAUGAGCAUGCCAGGACUACGACGAAGCUUAACCAGACCAACGCCAAGCUUGCGGAGAGGGAGACGGGCGCGGCAAAGCGCAAGCGGGAGGAGAAGCAGGAGCAGGGAGCCGUGGACCUCACGUGCUACAGCACGGCGCUACUGGCCGGCAAGACCUCCGCCGGCGGCUGCGUGCUGGUGCCAUGGACAGGCGAGAUGAAGUCCAUUGCCUGGGUGCUGAAGGCGCCAGACCCGACCAAUCCGUCUUGGCUUCACGUCGAGUGCUCCAUCAAGGCCGCCAAAAACGUCCCCAUCGUGGAGACUUUCAACCCGCGCUUGGUCGUGCCCGUCACCCCCGACAACAUCCGCACCCUCCUCGAGGAGGUACUCGCGCCAGAAAACCUGCGCAAGCUCAAGAACACGCCCGAUCAGGACCCAGCGGAGUCAGAGGCUGCCUUCUUCAAGCGUGCGCUACUUCAGACCACAGCAUCGGUGAAAGGCCGCAGCAACGCCCGCGACAUUGACGGCGCCCUUGUCGACUCCAUUGUUGCGGUCAUUGAGCGCUCGUGGCCUUGA